AUGGCUUCUUCUUCUCAUGAUGAUGAUGCGUUUGAUGAUGCAUUUGAUGAUGUUUUUGAUGAUGUCUAUGAUCAAUAUUUUGAUCAAGCAUUUGAGAAUUUGACCAUUCGUCGUGAUCAAGAAGAACGAAGAAAGAAAAGAAAAAAACGAGCGUAUAUCGAAAGACAUCGUGAGGAAGGGCAUAUUCGUUUAUGGAAUGAUUAUUUUAGUUAUACUCCAACGUAUCCUGAAAAUUUCUUCCGACGACGUUUUAGAAUGAACAAGUCAUUGUUUAUGCGUAUUGUUGACCGUCUCUCCAACGAAGUUCAAUACUUUCAACAAACGCGAGAUGGUCUCGGAAGGAGCAGUCUCUCUCCCCUUCAAAAGUGUACUGCAGCGAUUCGUGUCUUGGCAUAUGGGUCUGCGGCUGAUGCGGUCGACGAAUACCUCCGGCUCGGUGAAACAACAACUCGGUUAUGCGUGGAAAAUUUCGUCGAAGGGAUUAUAUAUUUGUUUGCCGGUGAGUACCUCAGAAGACCGACACCGGCUGAUCUUCAACGUCUACUUCAUGUUGGAGAGUAUCGAGGAUUUCCCGGAAUGAUUGAAAGCAUCGAUUGUACGUUAAACGAUAUCAAUGUUCUUGAUCGCUCGCCUGUUUUUGAUGACAUUAUAAACGGUGAAGCUCCUCCAGUCACUUUCUCUGUCAAUGGAAGAGAGUAUCAUAUGGCUUACUAUCUCACCGAUGGGAUCUAUCCAAAUUGGGCGACUUUUAUCCAAUCAAUUCCACAACCACAAGGGCCGAAAGCUGUUUUAUUUGCUCAAAAUCAGGAAGCUGUCCGAAAAGAUGUCGAGCGUGCAUUUGGAGUCUUGCAAGCUCGCUUCGCCAUUGUCAAAAAUCCAGCGCUGUUUUGGGACAAAGCCAAAAUUGGGAAGAUUAUGAGAGCGUGUAUCAUACUACAUAAUAUGAUUGUAGAAAAUGAAAGAGAUGGAUACAGUCUAUUUAAUGUUGCGGAGUUCCAACAAGUAGAAGACAACGGAACUUCACAAGUCGAUCUCGGUUUUUCACAGGAAAUGCCUACAAAUAUCGCCAAUAUGAUGCAUUCUCGACAAAGAAUUCGUGAUGAACCAACGCAUCACCAACUAAAAGCUGAUUUGGUUGAACAUGUAUGGCAUAAAUUCGGAUCUGAUGAAGACGACAACUGA
This is a messenger RNA of Brassica rapa (field mustard), 1182 nucleotides long. RefSeq lists its product as uncharacterized. Lineage: Eukaryota; Viridiplantae; Streptophyta; Magnoliopsida; Brassicales; Brassicaceae. The record is from RefSeq and is a predicted model, not a curated record.